Messenger RNA from Salvelinus sp. IW2-2015, 4731 nucleotides. NCBI's taxonomy places the organism in Eukaryota, Metazoa, Chordata, Actinopteri, Salmoniformes, Salmonidae. The record is from RefSeq and is a predicted model, not a curated record.
CCUCUCUUCCUCUGGCUCUCUACUCUCUUUUGUCUCUCUUUCUCUCAUUAUUUAAAAAGGGUUGGGCGUGAAUUACAUAUUUGUCUGUGGCUGUACUGGGUUGGUUUUUAAUUUGCUGUGCUCCCAGUCUCAUUUGACAUUUCGGGGAGAUAUUGUAUCUUUUUUUGUCCUCACCUGUACUUUUAUUUUUUUUACACCUUUUUUUCUGCUUUCAGAGGCUACUUGGCUCCUGCCACACCCCCUCUACCUCCAUUUUUGGACACCACUUUGCGGGAAGAUUAAACAACACAAGCAAUCAAAGCCUUUGGAAGAAUGAGUAGCUACAAUAUUUCUCUGAGUGGGCCGGCCCCAUGGGGCUUCCGAUUGCAGGGAGGCAAGGACUUCAACAUGCCCCUYACCAUCUCCAGGAUCACCCCAGGGAGUAAGGCACAGCAGGGCAACCUGAUCCAGGGUGACAUCAUCAUGGCCAUCGACGGGGUCAGCACUGAAGGCAUGACCCACCUGGAGGCCCAGAACAAGAUCAAGUGUGCCAGCUUUAACCUGGCCCUCACCAUGCAGAAGUCAAAGCGCCCAUUUCCACUUUCCACAUCCACCCAAAGAAUGGAUUCUCCCAUGCAACAGAUCCCUCACCAGAAGGUUAUUUCCAACACUCCUGCCAACAACGAGUAUGUGCCCAACUUCAACCCCAUUGCGCUGAAGGACUCUGCCCUGUCCACCCACAAGCCCAUCGAGGUGAAGGGUCCUGGGGGCAAGGCCACCAUAAUCCAUGCCCAGUACAACACCCCCAUUAGCAUGUACUCCCAGGAUGCCAUCAUGGACGCCAUCGCUGGACAGUCCAAGGGCCACGAGGCCGGUUCGCUCCCAGUAAAAGACGCUCAGGUAGACAGUGCCUCCCCAGUUUAUCAGGCUGUGAUCAAGAAUGCAGACAGGGACAUGGAGUUGAAUGACUGGGCCCGCAGCUCCUCCCAGGUGCAGUCCAAGUCCUUCCGCCUCCUCGCCCACAUCACGGGAACGGAGUUCAUGCAAGACCCAGACGUGGAACAUCUGAGGAAAUCAAGGGAAAAGUUUGACACAGAAUUUAAAGGUCCACGUUUUGCCAAAUUGAAAAAUUGGCACAAUGGCCUGUCUGCUCAAAUCCUUAACCUGCCAGAAAAAGCCCUGGUUUCUUGCCUGUAUCGCCUGUCUGUCAGUGUCUUCCUCAUCUACGACAGCUCUCCAGUAACCCAUCCAUCCCCCUCCCUCAACCCCCUCCCACGAAUCCUAACCUCCAUGGUUAAAGCUCACUACUGCUUUGAUAGUUCAUAUACACACAGCCCUACAUAUGGGUUUCGGCCCCAGACUGCUGAUGGUUUUCUCUCAAUGCAAUUUAACCUCUUAUGCAGUAGCUCUGUUGAGCAUGCUCCAGUUUCCACCAGCCCCACACAUGUCGCUCUCCCUGCUAGCGCUGCUUCGCCCAAUCAGGCAGCUUCGCCUACUGCUGCUUACCGGUCUCCAGAGCCCGCCCCCGUAGCCCCUGAACCCACCCCUGAGAGCCUAUAUGGCCAGGCUCCCCCCAUGCAAAAAGCCCCUCCCAUGUACCAGGGGCAAUCCAUGUACCAGGGGCUUUGUAUGCAGAAGGGACCUCCCAUGCAGCAGGGACCUUCCAUGUACCAGGGGCCUGCUAUGCAGCAGGGACCUCCCAUGUACCAAGGGCCUCCAAUGCAGCAGGGACCACCCAUGUACCAGGMSCCCCCCAUGCACCAGGCCCCGCCUAUGCAGCGACAUCCCAUGCAGCAGCCUCCUCCCAUGCAGCAAAGCUCCAUCCAGAUCCCUGUGGGCCCUCCUCCACCCAAGGUGGUCAGCACAGCCUGCAUUGUGCCAGCUCCAGCCCCUGAACCCCCCUCCAGCAGGCCACCCUGGAUCACGGACAACUCUUUUGCCAACAAGUUUGACCCCAGCAAGAGCACCAGCACCAGCAUGAAAGUGCCUGCUCUACCUCAGAGUGCCCCACCAGCACCGGCCUACAUCCCAAACCCUGGCUCCGCCCACGCCCCUCCCUCUGCCCCAAGCCCUGCCUAUAAUCCCAGCCCCGCCCCCUACAACCCCGCCCCUGCCCCRUUCCCUCCCAUUGCCCGGGGCGUAGCCCAAAGGGCGGAGCGCUUUGCUGCCAACAGCAGCAGAGCACCCCUCUGUGGCGCUUGCAACAACAUGAUCCGGGGACCCUUCCUGGUGGCCUUGGGUCGCUCCUGGCACCCAGAAGAGUUCAACUGUCACUACUGCCACACAUCGCUGGCAGACUGCAGCUUUGUGGAGGAGCAGAACGCAGUGUACUGUGAGAACUGCUACGGAGAGUUCUUUGCCCCCACCUGUGCACYCUGCAACACCAAGAUCAUGGGGGAGGUGAUGCAUGCUCUGCGGCAGACAUGGCACACCACCUGCUUUGUGUGUGCUGCCUGUGGCAAGGCCUUUGGAAACAGCCUAUUCCACAUGGAGGACGGGGAGCCUUACUGCGAGAAAGAUUACAUUUCACUCUUCAGCACCAAAUGCCAUGGCUGUGACUUCCCAGUAGAAGCUGGAGACAAGUUCAUUGAAGCACUGGGUCAUACCUGGCACGAUACCUGCUUUGUCUGUGCGGUGUGCCAUGUGAACCUGGAGGGCCAGCCCUUCUACUCCAAGAAGGACAAGCCCCUGUGCAAGAAGCACGCUCACGCCAUCAACGUGUAAAUGCUCCAUCUGCAGCCUUAUGGGGUGGUGGGCAGGUACUUACGUAUCUAUGCCCAAGCCUUGGCAAUGAGCCCUGUAGAGGGGGCAUUGAUCCCAGUGUAAAUGAUGAAAAACACAAGCUGAAGAUGAUAGCGACAAGAUUGACCGUCAGUCGUGACAAAAUAUUAGUUAGGUUUGUAUUUAUUAAUUUCACUGACAAAUGAAUUCUAAUGUAUAUUUUAUAUCAGAGAAUUCUGAUGUAAACCCUUUGCUAUUCCACUGAGUUCCUAGAGGGCCUCAAUCCAGGGAGGUUGGAGCUACGGCCGACAGACACAUGCAGACUGAGUGGAGUAGCAGGGUUCUUCAGUAAAUAAGAUGCCUUAUUUCACAGCAACACUGUGUGCUUUGUUUUGAAUGUAAAACCCCAAAUAGCGAACCACAAAUAGCUUGCAGUGAUGUGGUAAGAUCGUUGUAGGAUUGUAUACACUAGAUUCAACAUGAUAAUGCCUCACACUGUGAACUGAUACAGUAUAUCAUGACACAUUUAGGCCUACUAAUACUGUUGGAUUUCACAGAGCUAUUAUACAUUAUAGUUUAGUAAGUGAUAUUUAUUGCAACUUUGACAGUUAUAUUAUUUAUUUACAUAGAAUAAAAUGAAAGCAUAACAUCCAUGGAUGUUUAUAUUGCUGAUAAAGCAAAAAAGUUAUAUUGCCUUUUGUUGACAGCUGCAUCAUACAGAGAGGUUCAUAGUAUUAUAUGAAGUACUUCACUCAAACUUUUUCAUCCUGGAUUCAUUUGAUAUCCAGUCAAAAAACAAUACAAAGAUGGCAAUAUGUUACAUUAUGAUACAGUAGUAACAUACAACUUUAGGGAUACAGGUAGAAGAUGAGGAAACUUAUAUUUAUGGGGUAGGGAAGUUAGGAUUUUUGGAAUGUGUCUCAUAAACGUGGAAAUCAAGGAAGUACCCUGGAUCUUUUUACAGCAUGUAAGAGAGGCAAGCACUGGCUUGGGGUCUUACAAAUACAUUUUACACAGCAAAUGUCUAUGCAUCUCUGUAUGAAGCGCUACAAUUAAACAAGAAUUUAUAGGAAAUAUCUGUCAAGGCCAAAAACAGCCAUUCACAAUAAUUUCGCUCUCACUAGCACACACCUUAAAGGUCAGUUGUGACCUUGUGCUUGUGUACAGAUGCUUUACUUUGAGUUUAUUUUAUACACCUGUGUAUUUUCUGUGUUUGUGUAUGUAUGCAUGCAAGAGUUUGUACAUGAUUGUCAGUGCAUGUCUACUGAGGCAACAUCAGUAUUAGUUACUGUAUGUAUUUGUGCCACUAGAGUAGCAAGGUUUAUUGUGAUUUGACAUAACUCUGAGAACACUAGACUAAGUACUUUUGAUAUGCGUAUGUAUGUAGAUCAACGAGUAAGGAAAGCAUAGUCAGUGACAGUUCAGAAUAAACCUUACAUGGUACCAUUGAGGGAAAUGAAGGAAGACUUGAAUUGUUGCUAAAUAGUUGUUUAAGCGACUCGUUUUUUUGAAAGUUCAGCAUGUUGAAACUAGUUAUAUAGUUUCCAACCACUAGAGUGCAACAGAGUGUUGAAACCAUGCUGGCUACUUGGUAUGCCUCACACGCUAGUCACUAUUUAUACAUAGUACACUCACUGUAUGUUCCCGUGGUCCCCACCCCAGCAAACACUACAAAGCCAUUUGUCACCCCUGUYCACUGAUCAUACGCAACAGCUCAAUGUCAAUAUUUUUUACAGACCCCAUGUGUCAGCCAUGUACUGUAUUGACACUUCCUCCAUAAUCAGAUACAUAAUCUAUAUUGUGAAUUUUGCCAAGAGGAAGAGGACAUAAUGCUUAAUCAAGAUGUGUAGAACUGAAAGUUGAUGUCAACAUGAUGAUAAAAUGGCUGUGCAUCCCAUUAAGGCCAUUUUUAGGCAAUACUAUUUUGUGUUACCUGGUAUCUGAAGGACCUUGUCAUCAGCCCAAACUGUCAAUAUACAGUACCAGUGAAAAGUUUGGACACACCUACUCAUUCAAGGGUUUUUCUUUAUU